AUGUCGCUGUCCUUGGUCAUUGCUUCCGUGCCCGUGGCCCUCCCCAUGGUGAUGAAAGUGACUUUGUCCAUUGGUGCCAAGGAAAUGUCGGACGAAGGUGGCAUUGUAACUCACUUGACUGCGUUGGAGGAGAUUGCUUCAAUGAAGGUCUUGUGUUCCGACAAGACGGGCACCCUCACCACGGCCCAGAUGACGGUCUACUACGACGAGACAGCCAAGGCCUACAACGGCUUCUCUGCAGAGCAGGUCCUGGAGUUUGCCUCCCUGGCAUCCAAUGAAGCCAACAAGGAUGACCCCAUUGACUCUGCAGUGCUGCGUGCCUAUGCCAAAAGCAAGGGGCUCACCAAUGUGGAUGAUGCUGUGGAUAAGAGAAAGCAAUCCUACACUUUGGAUCCCGAGGGCUUUAUGGGCUUCAAUCCGAUCGUGAAGCGUACCUGCGCUGCGGUCACGGCAAAGGAUGGCACAAAAUGGUUCUGCACCAAAGGCAUGGUGGACGUGAUCUUGAAGACAAACCCCGAUGAUGAGGGAAAGCAGUGGACUGUGGACAACUAUGAGGAAAUGUCCAAGCAGGCGCACAAGGCUGAUGCGGAUUUGGGCGUCUCGGGCUUCAAGACCCUGGGCGUGGGAGUGUCCAAGAAUGGUGGCCCUAUGCAGUUCAUCGGCAUUUUGCCCAUUAUGGAUCCCCCAAGACAUGACACCAAGGAAACCAUUCGAAAGAUCAAAGAAGCACAGGUGGCAGUGAAGAUGAUUACCGGAGAUCAUCACAACAUCGGAAAGGAGUUGGCCCGCCAGAUCGAUUUGGGCACGGAUAUCCGGACGCCUGAUUGCUUGCAGCCACCCAGUGAUGCCCGUGAUCUCAUCGUGAUGCAAGCGGACGGCUUUGCGAAGGUGAAGCCACUGGACAAGCACGAGGUGGUGCAGGUGCUUCAAGACAAGGGCCUCGUGGUUGGCAUGACAGGUGAUGGUGUGAAUGAUGCUCCUGCUUUGGCCAAAGCACAAAUUGGCAUCGCCGUGCACGGUGCGACAGAUGCGGCCAAGUCAGCUGGUGAUAUCGUUUUGACCAAGGACGGUCUCUCCCCCAUCUACACCGCCAUUCAGAUCUCUCGGCGUAUCUUCAAGCGCCUGAAAUCCUAUGUGAUCUACCGCAUUUGCAUCACAGUGCAGGUGGUCUUCUUCUUGGCCGCCCUCGCUAUCUUCUACAACCUCCGCUUCAAGGCGCUCUAUAUCAUUCUGUUGGCCUUGUUCCACGACCUCCAGAUCGUCACCAUCGCCUACGACCAUCAAGUGGCUGGCGCAAAGCCUGAGACACCCACAGUCUUGGGAUUGCUCUUGCAGAGCUAUUCCAUGGGCAUUCUGAUGUUUAUCCAGACGAUGUUGCUGGUGUCCUACGGCCACCUCUUCCUCUCGGACGCCUACGGAGAUGGCUACUUUGAAAGCAUGAGCAGCAAGAUGGCCGGGAAUGAGAUGAACAAGUACAUGGAGACCACGAUCUUUCUGCAGAUCUCCAACUCCUCAGCAAUUUUGAUCUUCUCUGCUCGUACUGUUGGCUUUUUCUUCUCCACCAUGCCGGCAUGGCAGUUGACCUUUUCCACUGCCUUGGGACAGGUGCUGAUCAACAUUUGGUGCUUGUGGGCACCAACAGGGCUGGUGGAUAAGUUGAGCCCUUCCGACGUGGCCAAGGUGUGGCUCUAUGACAUCGCCUGGUUGCUCUUCUUGGACCUGGUGAAGAUGACAGCUGGGAGGCUUUGGGACAAGUACAAGCCUGCCACCAUCGACCGCAACCCAGCCUUGCAGGCCAAGGAUCGCAACAGCCGGCGCAUGUCCAACAACUUGCGGCCCUCCUACAUGUUGGCACAAGCGGGCGGAGCCGAGUUGGGAGCCAAGGUGGCGCAGCUUCCCGAGGGUCAGCGCAACAGCGUGCGGAUGUCCAGGACCUUCAAAAAAUGA
Molecule: messenger RNA, 1947 nt
Organism: Durusdinium trenchii
Lineage: Eukaryota; Dinophyceae; Suessiales; Symbiodiniaceae
Source: the annotation of a GenBank genome assembly